This is a messenger RNA of Marasmius oreades (fairy-ring Marasmius), 893 nucleotides long. RefSeq lists its product as uncharacterized. The record is from RefSeq and is a predicted model, not a curated record. Lineage: Eukaryota; Fungi; Basidiomycota; Agaricomycetes; Agaricales; Marasmiaceae. The coding region runs from base 166 to 741 and encodes 191 amino acids. The transcript has 2 exons.
AGUCUUUUUCUGCCCGCAUCGUCCCGCCGUCUCGUUCGACGUCCAGCCUCACGGUGCAGCUGUCACUCGUAAGGACCAAAAUUCGCUUCAUCAACACCUGUUCCUUUAUAUCCAACUUCUUUUUCUGCCAUCUCAUGCCAACUGUGACCAUAACUCAACGCGUGAAUGCUAUUCUCACGGAUGCACAACAUCUUCUUGGGGCGGCCGAUAUCCUUGAAGAGGAAUCUGACUCAGAGGAAGAUGUGGAGGACUUGGAGGACAACGAAGAAGUGGCAGUUUUGUGAUGGGCACUUGGUGCAAGAUGGUUGGAGAUGGCAUGUACACUUUGUGGUGAUGGUAGAAGGGGUCCAUAUUUCCAGUUUCCGAAGUAAAAAGACUUUCUUGAGUGCUUGCUGCAACUUCCUGACCGCCAGUUCCGCUCUGUUUUCCGGUAUCGUACUAGUUAUACUUUUUUCUUACCUCACUUUGAUUUUUGAUUACAGAGUCAGCCAUGAUAUGUUCGACACUCUUGUCAAGCUUCUCGCUCCGAACCCAUUGUUCCAGUCGAAGGGCCGAAAACCUCAGCGCCAUCUCAAGCACCAACUUGGCACAUUCCUAAUAUGUUACGGUCAACUGGCUUCACCAAUACAAGAUACUGCACUGAAGGUCGCAAUCGGUGCAGGCACCGUUGUUUUAUACUGCAGGCGUGUAACACGAGCAAUCAGAGAGUUACGUUUGAAGUUCGGUGGUUGGGUUGAGUGAGGAGGAGGUUUAUUAGCUGCCACUGCUGCAAGUAGAUCAAGUGGAUUCUUCUAGCUGUCAAUUAGUCUUAUUUAUAUCACAUUAUAAAACGGGGAAUACUAUAGUGAUAUAGAGACUUAAAGACUUAUAGAUUAUGUUUUCUAAGGAGCGCA